Protopolystoma xenopodis is the source of this 471-nucleotide messenger RNA. NCBI's taxonomy places the organism in Eukaryota, Metazoa, Platyhelminthes, Monogenea, Polystomatidea, Polystomatidae. The record is from the annotation of a GenBank genome assembly.
AUGGCGAGACUCACUGAUGAUGCCGGCGAAAUGUUUGGGAAUGUGCCACGUCCACGGUCCUACUCUGGAAAUGAUCAUGCGCACAAUGGACUCCGGGUUAGCUUGAUUUUGACGGCAUACUUUUUAUUAACAAGCAUUCAUCUUUAUUGUAACUGGCGCUGCGUCACUUGUCUUCAGUUUCGCACCUUUAAUCGUGCUCGCUUUCACUUGGUUUUUGGCCGAUUUUUGCUGGAACGUUAUUGUCUUAAGUAUUAUUCAGAAUCUAAAAAUUUUGCUCCACGACUAGCCAAUGUUUCUUGGGCCAAUCGAAUGGAGCCUAUCUUUUCCUGGCUACCUCAGUUGGAUGCCUGGUCUCAUGGCCUCGAAUCCGGAAGUAUUGUGUACAAGCUAACUGCUUCUGGGGCACAAAGGUCGAUUGCGUUCGGUUGUGGACUUCGUGCUCUACCUCUUUGUGGGUCAGUGUUCUUAUGA